Messenger RNA from Rhinichthys klamathensis goyatoka, 747 nucleotides. RefSeq names its product tubulin alpha chain, testis-specific-like. The record is from RefSeq and is a predicted model, not a curated record. Gene Ontology annotation, cellular component: cytoplasm; microtubule. The transcript is spliced from 5 exons. NCBI's taxonomy places the organism in Eukaryota, Metazoa, Chordata, Actinopteri, Cypriniformes, Leuciscidae. Gene Ontology annotation, biological process: microtubule cytoskeleton organization; mitotic cell cycle. Gene Ontology annotation, molecular function: GTP binding; structural constituent of cytoskeleton. Bases 1 to 747 code for a protein of 248 amino acids.
AUGGCCGCGAUCAGCUCCGGUAGCCGUGUCGCAGCCGUAAUGCGCCGCAGACGUGUUGUUAACCUGCCUUUGUUCGUGUUUGUCCCAGAUGAGGUUCGAACUGGAACAAACAGACAGCUGUUUCCCCCACAGCAGCUGAUAACUGGGAAGGAGGACGCCGCCAACAAUUAUGCCAGAGGCCAUUACACCAUUGGCAAGGAAAUCGUAGACCUGGUACUUGACCGCGUACGCAAACUGUGCGAUCAGUGCACUGAACUACAAGGAUUCCUCAUCUCCCACAGCUUUGGCGGUGGAACUGGAUCGGGUUUUGCUUCAUUGUUGAUGGAGAGGUUGUCCAUUGACUAUGGCAUUGGAAGCAUAAAGACCAAGAGGACCAUUCAGUUUGUGGACUGGUGCCCCACAGGGUUCAAGGUCGGCAUCAACUAUCAGCCGCCAACUGUGGUUCCAGGAGGUGAUCUGGCCAAAGUUCAAAGGGCAGUCUGUAUGUUGAGCAACACCACAGCCAUCGCAGAGGCCUGGGCCCGUCUGGAUCACAAGUUUGAUCUAAUGUACGCGAAGAGAGCCUUCGUGCACUGGUACGUUGGAGAAGGAAUGGAGGAGGGCGAGUUUGCGGAGGCCCGUGAGGAUUUAGCCGCUCUCGAGAAAGAUUACGAAGAGGUGGGAGUCGACACUUUCGACGGAGAAGUCUGCCGCCGUCGAGCCGCGGACCGGGAGACGGCAGAGAUCUCCAUUCGCGGGUUCUGUUGA